Diaporthe amygdali is the source of this 849-nucleotide messenger RNA. RefSeq lists its product as uncharacterized. The record is from RefSeq and is a predicted model, not a curated record. The coding region runs from base 1 to 849 and encodes 282 amino acids. The transcript has a single exon. Lineage: Eukaryota; Fungi; Ascomycota; Sordariomycetes; Diaporthales; Diaporthaceae.
AUGCCGUCAUUUGCCCAGUUUGCUAGUCUCCCGCUGGAGCUGCAGCGAGAGGUGUGGCAGGCCGUCCUCGACGAGCCGCCAGAGCCGAGCGUACACGUCUUCAGAUUCGAAGAUGCCAUGAGUGGUGACCCUGCAUCUGUCACGGUAGACAUCGAAUACAACGCGCUCAUGCACGUAUGCCACGAGUCUCGCAGCAUGGCUCGUAAGCAGCUUACAUUCCGGUGUGUCAAUGGCGGCGCCUGCUUCGGCCCGUACCGGGCAUUCCAUCUGGAAUUGGACGCUAUCUACGUCUCGGCCCGAGACUGGGUUGCCUUCUUCUGUGCGGAGUUCUUUGCCAGCUGGACCGAACCGCCAGCGAAUCUGCGCCACCUGGCCCUGGACGCUCGCGUAUUGGGAUCGUCACUCGGGAUAAGGAGAUUUAUCGAAUGUCUUUCGACACUCAGUGGGUUGCAAACAGUGUCGGUGGUGUUCUCUGAGGAGGGGUGGGUGCCGCGAGAUCAUGUGCCUACGGGCGCCCUGCAGUACCAGCUCGUAGAGUGCGCUCAGGGUGACUCAGUCUGGCAUGCGCCUCGCGGCCGGGUCAAGAGACAGGACAUGGAUCCCUGGGAAAUUACAAAGUUGUUUCGCGAAGAUAUCACGAACAGCUUCCGCCAAGAAAUCGCCGGUACGGGGAUCCCUGGCUGGGAAGACGCGCCUUACGACCGGAACACUGGAGAGUUUCUCUUCGACAUCGUCCCCAAGAGAAUCGUGCCUAAGCUUGAAGGCCGGAGACAUGGGUUCGACAACGAAGCGAGCUUGCUCUCGUCAAUCAUUGGUGGCCUUCGAGGGCUGAUGCCAUCCUACUCAUGA